UUGAUAGUGAGGUGGGGGGGCAGCUGGUUCACAGAAACUUCUCCAGUUGUGUUUCAUGUUAAAUCAGUGACCCCGGCUCUGUGAGGGCAGUUAUCGGUCUAAGUAUCCGGGAGAGGGUCGUCGGGCACCGGGCUCCUCUGAUUCGUACAGCCGCUGUUAGCCUGCGGAUGCUAACUUCAGCUAGCCUGAAGCUACCGUCGCUCCGAAGUCGCCACACAGCAGCAGGACGAGCCGAGCUCCCUCAAGUCCUGCCGCCUCCUGCUCGUUUUUACCCCCCACCGGCGGACCGCCAGCACAGGGAGUGAUGUGGAAAGUAACUUUACAGGCGCUGGGUGUUCUGCUGUCGGCCUGGUUCUUCGGGAACUUUGUUUUGGGCUGGUUUCAACAAAACAACGUCAAACCCCAAACGCAGCACAGCGAGCAUCCGAGCAGAGCCGCAGACAGCCAGGACCAGAGCUGCUUCUGCCAUCUGACAGGAGUCCUGGACGACUGCUUCUGUGACGUGGAAAGCAUCGACGUCUUCAACAACUUCAAGAUUUACCCUCGAAUCAAGAAGCUGACGGAGAAAGACUACUUCAGAUACUACAGAGUGAACCUGAAGCGACCGUGUCCCUUCUGGCCCGACGACGGACAUUGUGCCAUCAAAGACUGCCAUGUGGAGCCCUGUCCAGAGAGUAAGAUCCCAGUGGGCAUCAAGUCUGGGAACUACAACAAGUAUUCCCAGGCAGCAAAUACGAUGUCGGACAUGACGGAGUGUGAACAGGCCGAAGAGCUGGGCGCCAUCAACAGCACCCUGAGUAACCAGAGUAAAGAGGCGUUCGCUGACUGGGCGAGACACGACGAUGCUCAGGACCACUUCUGUGAGCUGGAUGAUGAAACCUCUCCUGAUGCAGAGUACGUUGAUCUGCUGCUAAAUCCGGAACGAUUCACUGGAUACAAGGGUCCCUCAGCCUGGAGAGUCUGGAACAGCAUCUACGAGGAAAACUGCUUCAAGCCCAGAUCAGUGUACCGACCUCUGAACCCUCUGGCUCCGAGCAGAGGAGACGACGACGGAGAGGGUUUCUACAAGUGGCUCGAAGGUUUGUGUUUGGAGAAGAGAGUUUUCUACCGACUCAUCUCAGGCCUCCACAGCAGCAUCAACAUCCACCUGUGUGCCCAGUACCUGCUGGACGAGGGCUGGGGCCGGUCGGUGUGGGGUCCAAAUGUUCAGGAGUUUCGGCGUCGCUUCGACACAGCGGAGACGAAGGGCGAGGGCACGCGGCGGCUGAAGAACCUCUACUUCCUGUACCUGAUCGAGCUGCGGGCGCUCUACAAGGUGGCUCCGUACUUUGAGCGAGCAUUUGUCAACCUGUACACGGGAAACACGCAGGAGGACGGAGCCACCAAGGACCUGCUGCUGCAGAUCUUCAACGAGAUCAAAGCUUUCCCCAUGCACUUUGAUGAGAAGUCCAUGUUCGCCGGACACAAAAUGGAAGCCAAAACAUUAAAGGAGGAAUUCCGCCUCCAUUUUAAAAACAUCUCCAGGAUCAUGGACUGUGUCGGCUGCAGUAAAUGUCGGCUGUGGGGGAAACUACAGACUCAGGGUUUGGGUACAGCUCUGAAGGUCCUCUUCUCUGAGAAGGAGAUCCAGAAUCUUCCUGAACACAGCCCCUCUAAAGGUUUCCAGCUGACUCGCCAGGAGAUCGUGGCCUUACUGAACGGCUUCGGCAGGUUGUCCACCAGUAUACAUCAGCUCCACAGUUUCCGCCUGCUGUUAAAGGACAACAGGUAACAGAAGGUGACGUCUCACCUGGCCAGUAGGCGGCGCCAGCCUCCAGAGAACUGCAACAGUCUAAUCCUCGCCCAGAAGAAGGCCUUUUUCAUGGACAUCAGGAUCAGCAGUGAACCCAACAACACCUCACAAACACUCUCUCUUCUCCCAUUCAUCAUCCUCUUCUCUCCCCUCUGUACCUCCUCCUCCUCCUCCUCCUCCUCCAUCUGGUAGAUCAUGAAUGUUAACUCUUCUGCCUCCUCUUGCCUACGUCAGAAAAGUCUCCAGGUUCUGAAAACCUCACCUGACGUCUUUUAUUCCUCUCUGCUGUAAAACUCGUCGACCGCUCGACAAACCUGUUUUUUUUUCUUCUUCUCUCAUUUGAAAUUUUUUUUUUUUUUUUUGUUAGCGGUUGGUCGACGUGUAAAAUUGUCAGGUUGUUUGUGACGUCGGGACAAACCUGAAGGAAGUGAUCAGACAUUUGGGAGAAAGUGACGUAACAGACCAAACAGUGACCAGAUGGACUUGUGAUGCAGAUUAGAACAGUGUCCAACAGGAAAUGGCACCUUUAAUUUCUCCCUUUUCCUGACCCCGCCCUCUGCUGACAUCACAUCCUGUUGGAUUUUAUACUAAGUCAGACCUGCGCAGCCCUUCUGUAAGGAUGUAGAUAUGCUUUGUCCUGAGGAAGGACUCAAGUGGGACAGUUUGUCCAGAUAAAAGAGCGUCUGAACUGUCAGGACGCAGCUGCCUGUUUCUGUUUGUUUGUUUGUUUCCUCUCCUCUGUCACCUUCUCCUGUUGUUUUUAGAGAAGUUUGUCACUCACAGCCUGAGGAUCUGGACCAAUCAGCUCGUGUUUACCAUCUCAGGCCGAAUUUAUGUCAGCACGCUAGAAGGUGUGUGUGUGUGUGUGUGUGUGUGUGUGUGUGUGGUUUCCACGAACCACAUGUUGGAAGUUUAGUCAGUCGGCUGUUUGUCGUUGACCUGCGUCACCUCAGACGACACAACGAUGUCAUUUUAUGUGGACGAGGCUGCGCUCUUCUUUAAAUGAAUUCAGUCCAGCUGGACACUUUUUACUUUCCCACAGUAACAUUUCAGCGGGCACAUGAACACAGUGACUGACACAACAGCAAUAAAACUAGAAAUAUCACAAGAAUAACCCGAUGACGUUACGUACGUCAUGAAAGACGACCAGGAAAGAUUGCUCCUGGACCAACGUGUAGUCCAUCAUGUCUGCCGGCCGAGUGACGGCAAGAUUUAAUGACUCAGCACUCUUAUCUGACAUAGUGACUGUCGGAAUGGAAAAAACUGUCGAGUUUUGAUAAAUUCACACCUUAGAAGACGUUUCUAAAAAAGUGCUUUAGUUACCGAAAACUCCGCCUGCGUGUGCACGAGAGGCCGAAACAUCGAGGAAAAAAUGAGACACAAAAACAUCUGUGGAUAUUUCUGAAAAGAUAAAAUCAGACUCACAUUUAAAAGCUCGGUGAUAUUUGUGAUUGUCUCAUAAAAAAUGAAAGAAGCGGCGCAAGUUGGAACACUUUGGUUGUGUGUAACUCUCAGUGUGUGUGUGUGUGUGUGUGUGUGUGUGUGUCAUCAACAGUUGCAGCUAUAAGAUAACGGACUACAACUUGAUUCCAUAGUAAACCUUGAUAUAGUAGCGGAUUUUUGCUUUUUUGCGAUAAGGAACUAAUAAAUGUGUUUGUGUGUUUGGAUGAAUGGGUCAUGUCUCUGUCUGUCUGUCUGUCUGUCUAGUUGCUGCCUGAGUAUUCUACUAACGUGCUGCCUAGUUUUCUCCGGCAUGUAUUUUUGCUGUGGCCGUGUUGUCUUAAAGCACAACUUUAAUGGAGGCAGAUUCUGUUAGAUUUAUUUAAAGAGGGAAAACUAGGAGUCAUUAAUUUCUCCUCAGAUGAAUUAUUGCUUUAGUAUUUUGUUUCAAGCUGUAAACGUAGGUUGUAAUGGUGCAGAGAUGAGAUGAGAUUUUUUUAAUGGAGCGCGCUGCCAGAUCAGCAGGAGGGAGGAGGCGACUUUAGGAGAGUCUCUGAGAAAAGCAACGUCCAUCAGCACGCUGCAAAAAAUCUCCUCACAGGUUCAGUCUGGUGUUAUUCUGUAUGUUUCUAACCUCAUGUACUGAAGACAUGAAACUCUGAAAACACAAAUCUAUAGUUUUAUCAGUAAUCUCUUCAAACAGCUGUUCACUGAAGUUUUUAUCAAACAGUGACUUUGUUGGGGACUACUACUGUGAUGAUGAUGAUGAUGAUGAUGAAGGAACGACGGAGGAAGAUCAAUCAGGCUGUAGAUACACUCACUGCAGCUGUGACCAGAUACGUUCACUGUUGGUUUGAGUCUGAACGUGGGAUUUAUGGAAAAUCAAAGAAUAUCACCAGACUUGAACUUUAACGAGGCGUUUAACUUUUAGAGAGUGAACUCUUAAAGCGACACAGGACGACAUCACGAAGAGAAAACGACAUGAAGAAGCAGCCGAUUGAAUAAAAUCAACAUGCAACGUCAAACAAGCAAAGGAUGUCUUUUAGUGACUGUGCGCCGUGUUCGGGACAGACGGGAAAAGCUGCAGCCGCCACUGUUGAAUGUAUGGAAUCCCAUUUAAGUCAAUAUUAAAUAAAUAAAUAUGGCUAUGAAAUAAACCCUGAAAUAAAAACCUAAAUACUUUAAUAGCCGCCUCGCUUCAAUCACUGAACUCACCCGGCGUAUAUUUGGGACGGGCCUUGAAUUCCUUUCACUCUGUCACUCUGGACAUGAGGGUCCGCUGUGGUGGGAUUUUUAAAGGAAGGCUUGUUUGUUCAACGUCUUAUAGUUAAAACAAAACAAAACAAAAAACACUCAUUUUUGUUAUAAAUGCCCCGAGGAAGAAGAAAGUACCAAAUAAAAAUAAAAAAAUUCCAUUUCUCUUUUGUCAGUGUGGACAUGGUGUUUAAUUUACAGUAAAAGAGGCAAUAAAUAUGUGAAUUACUGUAAAUAUAAAUAUGUAGAUGAGUCACUAAGAUUCAAUGGAUAAAAAUAUUUUUGUUUAAAAAAAAAAUCAGUAAAAAUUUAUUUAUGCAUUUACAUUUACACUAAUUUAUAUAUUUUUUAUUUAGUACAUCAUUUAUUUCAGGAUGUAUUUCAUAGCCAUAUUUAUUAUUUUGUAGGUAUUUAUUUAUUUAUUUAUUUAAUAUUGACUUAAAUGACAUCCAUUGUUAAACAAAAAACUCAUUACCCUUUUAUUGGCUCACUAAAACACACAAAGUUUAAAUUUCUUAAAAUGUGACUUUGUAUUUCAAGUAGCAAGCUGAGGUUUUCUGCAUUUAGUUCAGUCCUUAAUAAAAAUAUUAUUUAUAUUCAGAAACAGUCUGAAUGUAGUGACGUUCAGAGGAGCUGUAUGUUGGGAUGUUUUCCUCAGCUGUGGUGAACGCAGCUUUAAAGUUGUAUAGACGACGAUGACGUCUGGUCUGUGAGGAGAUUUAAAAAAAGAGUCCAGUUUAAAUAUAGUUUGUUUUGCUCAGCUGUAAAAGAACAAAGUGGACCAAAGAAUUUUAAGUUGCCUACAUUUUUUUAAAUGUGUUUUUGUUUGUUUGUGACGCCCAGGAACUUUUACUUUAUCAAUGUUACGACGAUAUGUUGAAGCGUUUUUGAGGUCACGGUAUAAAUGAGGCGGAUGUUUGUGUUUAAAACCUGAAAUGGGAUAAAACAAAAAAAUUAAAAUUUAACAAUAAAUAAAUAAAUUACAAUAUAAAAAGUUAGUAAAAUGUAAAAUUCCAGCUUCUGCUCGGCCCGGUCCCGCAGCCUUUUUUUGUUUGUUCUUUCUUUGUUUAUGGAUCUGGGGGUAAAAAUUUUAUUGAAAUUAAACGCCUGGAUGGAAGUGGUUUUUAUUCUGUCAUAUAAUCCAAGAUUUUGUGAAAAUAAGUAAGCAUUUUGGGAUUACCUAAAAAAACAGGUCAAUUUAAAACACAACGAGUCAGAUAGAUGGUUUCUCAAAAUAAAGUAGACAUUCAGUUUGUUAGAAAAUGUAAAUGAUUACCGCUCCUUUUAGCUUCCAUACAUCAUCAGAAUUAAUUUCACUUAUUUUUCUUUGUUUCUGUGUGUGGAUGUGAAACAGAAAUGAUACGAUGCACAAAGUGUGUGUGUGUGUGUGUGUGUGCGUGUGUGUGUGCAUGUGUGCGUGCGUGCGUGCGUGCGCAUGCCUUUCUCUGAGCCUUGCAUGCCCUCCAGCACCCGUACAGUCCGCUCGUCAGCCUUAAAACGAAAUUGUGAUUUUGGAAAAAGACACACACACAAAAAGGAAAAAGCGAAGCUGCUUCAGAUCCCCACGCUCUCGUCAUGUUCAGAUCCAAACCUGUACAGUUUUUAAAAAGGCAGCACAGGCUGAAGUUUUCUUUCUUUUGCUUAAAGAUCUUUAUGAAUAUAUAUAUAUAUAUAAAUAUAGUUGCACCAUGUUGAUGUGUGUACCUGUUGAGUAUAUUUAUUUGAACAGAGGAAUAAAUAUUUCUGGACAUCA
Molecule: messenger RNA, 6239 nt
Organism: Epinephelus lanceolatus (giant grouper)
Lineage: Eukaryota; Metazoa; Chordata; Actinopteri; Perciformes; Serranidae
Gene: ero1b
Product: endoplasmic reticulum oxidoreductase 1 beta
Biological process (GO): protein folding in endoplasmic reticulum
Cellular component (GO): endoplasmic reticulum; endoplasmic reticulum membrane
Molecular function (GO): FAD binding; thiol oxidase activity; protein-disulfide reductase activity
Source: RefSeq, a predicted model, not a curated record